ACAUGCUCCGUGCCGCUGCCGACCGCUCGCGCUCGAUGGAGAAGAACGUCCGGCACGGCGCGCUGCGCUGGCCUGACCGCGCACACGACCGGCGCUCCGCCGCGGUCGGAGGCGCACGUGCGGUCGCAGCCGCGCUUGCGCGACGUCCUCUUCGGCCCGCGGGAGGCGAGGCGGGGCGGCGGAGGGGAGGACGAGCCGCCGGGCGGCGCGCGCGAGCUGCAGCGGCUGUACGAGCUGCUACUCGGCUGCCUCGAGUACGAGCCGGACCAGCGCCUCACAGCGGCGGACGCGCUCAAGCAGCCAUUCCUCGCGCCGCACACGGCGCCGCUGCCGCCGCCGGCGUAACGGGAGGGGAGGCGCACCUCGCCGCAGUCUGCUGGCAGGCCGCUGGCAGGCUGGUCGCCGAUGCCGCAGCCGAUGCCGCAGCCGGGACGACGGCGGGAGACGGCUCAACGGCGCCAUGGCCGGUGGUCACGCAGGCAGCGCCCACUGCAGCUGCUCUAAACCGAUACGGUAGAGCGCGCGCCCCCGUACCGCCUCAGCAGCUCCAUGAGGUGUACGGCGUGUACUGGAUCCUCGGAGAGUAAAUUGUGAGCUCGUACGGUCGAACGGCUCUAGCUCGUGCAGGUGCCGACAUGUGCAUGUAUGUACCCCGUGCAAACGCGUCAAGCCGAAUAAUACUUUCUGAUUAU
This is a messenger RNA of Emiliania huxleyi CCMP1516, 692 nucleotides long. RefSeq lists its product as hypothetical. NCBI's taxonomy places the organism in Eukaryota, Haptophyta, Isochrysidales, Noelaerhabdaceae. The record is from RefSeq and is a predicted model, not a curated record. The annotation marks the transcript as partial. The transcript is spliced from 4 exons.